Messenger RNA from Trichoderma asperellum CBS 433.97, 654 nucleotides. RefSeq lists its product as uncharacterized. NCBI's taxonomy places the organism in Eukaryota, Fungi, Ascomycota, Sordariomycetes, Hypocreales, Hypocreaceae. The record is from RefSeq and is a predicted model, not a curated record.
AUGGACCCCCUCCCUCUUCUCAGCAAGGAGGCCAUUGCUGGUCAACAUUUCUAUACGUACAGAGAGUACAAGCAGAGUCGUGAGUACCGCGUUCUGAAGGCCAUCAUCAAGGAGUUCGUCAGGGACACCUUCAAGGACUCGGCCUCUGGCGAAGACCCCGUCCGCAAGGCCGUUUGCCUUGGCAUUGGAUCUUUCGAUCCUGAGAACGGCAGCUGGUCCGUCAAGGAGAAGGCUCAUGUGCAGCUUGCCGCGUUCCUUCUCAUUGUCGAGGAGAUUGAAAAGUUCUGCAAGAAGCCCAUCAAGUGCAUCUUCCAGGAGCCGGCUUUUGAGGUCUCCGACAUUGCCUUCAUCACCUCCUUGGGUCACGAGGUUGUUGAGUCUCCCGUCGCCUUUGACGCUGUUGAUUCUCACACCUUCCUCUUUGGCGUCCACCUCUACCGCGAUGUCUACGCCCAUGCCUUCAAGAACGGCGACUUCCCUGCCCUGUUCAUCGGCACCGGCUGGGAUGUCUGGUCCGAUGUCAACUACCGCUGGGAGCCCGAGGAGUGCACUCUCGACGCCAUCGAGAUCAUGGAGAAGACCCACAAGAAGUUUGCCUUCCCCGAGGCCAAGGGCAAGAACAUCUUCUAUGGCACCUCCAUCUACUGGGACUAA